This is a messenger RNA of Ectocarpus sp. CCAP 1310/34, 4179 nucleotides long. The record is from the annotation of a GenBank genome assembly. NCBI's taxonomy places the organism in Eukaryota, Phaeophyceae, Ectocarpales, Ectocarpaceae.
AUGUUGGUGAAGACAGUAACAGACGGAGCAGGAUCAGCAUUGCUCUUGUCCCAUUCUACGGACGGGGCCAUCAGGAGCACGGGGCGCGUGCGUGAAGCACAGCACCGGAAGGGUAGCGUUGCAUCAGGAGAGCUGCUGUCGUACCACGCCCCCAUGGCGCAGAUGCAGAUACCUCCCGGAACGAGAAAUCGGCAUCAAGCACACGAUGUACCGACGACGACGUACGCGCAGCUUGCAUGGCCGCCCAAGGGCACGUCACCCGAAGACGGUGGCCCUAAGUUGGAUGACCGGCAAUAUGGUCGAAAUCAUUGCCCGCCGCGGUCGAUGCCCUCUGCCGUGGCGAUGGACGACGACCCGGCACCGCGCUCACCGGCACGGCCAGGACCAGAAGAAUCCCUGCCUACAGCCGCCAACCCGAGCGACGUGCUCCUGGUAGACUUGGGAAGCCGGUUGCUAUUGCAAGAAGACCUAGAGAAGGCGCUCCGCUUAUGGACGCGACCGUCUAUCCUUAUUGCGGGGAGGAACUCACUGGAUCGACUGCCCGCAAACGUGCCUGGAACAAUACUUUACCUAGAUCUCUCAUGGAACAGACGCGUGCGAUCACGAUACAUUCUUCUUGGUGCCACGCAACACUUUCCGUGCCCCCCUCUCUGCUCCCAUCCGAACCAAAGACUUGCAUCGUUGGAGGGAUUUGCGGCGCUACCCAACUUGCGCGAGCUGGACGUUAGCCACAACAGCGUGCAGGACAUGCUUGGGUUGGGUUCAAACGUGAACCUACGCGUUCUCCGCAUAUCUUACAACCGCAUACGACGAAUCGAGGGGAUUCAUCAGCUGAAACGUUUGGAAGAGGUGGAUUUCUCUCACAACUCCCUCAAAACGAAGGAGGACGUGCGUGCGCUCUCGCUCAAUGCCGCGCUCCGCCGCCUCCGCAUCGAAGGCAACCCUUACUGCUCCACGGGGGUACAGCACGGGACCUACCAGAUAGCCUUGCAGCACCUGUUGCCGGGAAUGAGGCUCCUGGACGGCAAACCUCCCCAGGUGCUGUCGCUGUCCCUCUCCUCUACCAUGCCGUUACCCCCUCCCCCUCGGCCGCCUGCGCCUGGCAAGCCGGCGGAUCACCACCGCCACAACAGCCGCAGGAUGCCCCAUCGUACCAGCCGAGGGCCCCCCUCCUCCUGUUCCCCCGACCGCCGUGGCAGCGGGUCGAUCAGGGAGGGCUUCAUGGCUGCUUCCUCGCUCGACUUCGUGGGCGACCUCAGCGUAGAAAGGCGGUGGCGCGAUUCCGCGGUCGCAGGCAAAAGCCUGUACCCACAAUUCGCGCCUGACUCUCACCAGCGUGCUGCCGCCAGCGGGGGCGUCCGCGGCGGUGCCAGGGCUCGUGGCAGCGGCGACGGCGAUGGUGGCCGUGGUCGGGAACCGUGCAUCAAAGUUACGACCGGGGGAGGGGGUCCAACGGUGGCCCCCGGGUCAUACGCGGAGAUUUUUGUCGCGGCAAUGCGCAAGCAAGGCUCAACAUCGAGGGCGGUUGUUGAUGACCCCGCCGCCUUUACAACUGCUGGGGUUUCCAACAGCAGCACCCUUGCCCCUACGCAAAAGGGAGUGGUGGGGACGGUGGCGACGGAGCGGCAGCAGCAGCAGCAGCCGGGGCACCGCGCCGCCGCUCAGGCCUCGCACGGCGAGACGUCGGUGGCGGCGGCGUAUCGCCCCGGCAAGCGCCGCAUCCCCGCCGGCGGUGCCGAAGUCGUCCCCAGCGGCGGCGCCUCCGCGCCACCGUCCGCGGCGACCGCCUCGCUUCUUUCCUACCGCGGGCUGUCGCGUGCGGAGAGGGGGGCAGCACGUCGCGAGGCCUGGAGCCAGGCGCGGCGGGAAGGUGCUGUGGGGGACGGCAAGAUGCAGGGGCAAAGAGCAAGCCGUUGGCAAAGGAAUAUCGCCCCGGGUGUUGGUGGCGGUGGUGUUGCAAGGAAUAAGCGGGCUGUAGGCGUUAGGUCGCUUGAGCCUACGACAAGGUCGGCCCGCCGGCGCACAUCGGUGAGUGGGAGCCAGAUGUGCAGGGUGGCCGCUGCAUCAAGCCGCCACCCUCGGCAAGCCAGCGGCACCGGUGGCGACCAGGCGUUCGACACGGACGGUAGCGCGGAAGGCGUCGGCGGUGGCACCUCCUCCUCCUCAAAGCUCGGCAGGGGGGGGGCGGUGGGCCCACGAAUCAGCGUCCGCAGCAACAGCGGCAGCAACGCCAGGGGCGGGCGGCGGUCAGGGGGAGACUUGUGGGCGAAGCCCGGUGCGACGCGAAAGCCGGUCAGCAUUAGCAAUUCCCGCAGCAGGCAAACCCCGUCAACGGCUAGCGGGGGGGAAGCGGUAACGACGAGAGGGCGAGGCGGGACCCGGUCUGGCGAUGGCGAGAAAACCGCGCGGUCGGCCCUGUCGAAAGAUAGCCGGGCCGGGGGCAGCGGCGGCGGGAGGCCCAACGGUAACGACCGAUCGCCUUCCAGCUACCGGUUCAGGACCACGCUCGGGCGGAGGGGUAGCCAGCAGCCCCCCCGUCCCCCGGCCCCGGUCGCGUCGCCGUGGACGCCGCGCGAGGAUGCUAGGCCGUGGGGAUGGGACGGUGGCAAGGAGGGCGACCGGGGGCACGGCGAAGACGACGAAGAUGAUGAAAUACGCGACGUCGACGCGAUCGCGGACGACGAUCAUGUUCUUGGGUACGGUGACGGCAGCAGCGGCGGAAAGGGAACGUUCGUGUCACCGCUGUCUACCGCGGGGAUCCUCCACCGGAUAUCGUCGAGCAGGCGGUCUUCUGCUGUGGCGGCGGGUCUGUCAGCACCGCCCUCGGCUGCCGCUGCGUCUUCCGGCGCCGUGUUGAGGGGGGAUUGCCCGCAGCACCAGGCAGGGGCGCCGCGGAAUCAGUGGCAAGAUUCAGACCCGGGUGUUCGCGAAAGCGGUGGCGGAGGAGCGUCAUCGGCAGCGGCCACCGAGGGUGAUCGCGACAGCGGUGGGCCGUACGACCAAAGAAGGAACCUCGUCGCCUCCCAUCACUCCUCCGAACGAGACCUCUUGCAACCGCCAUCGUACGACAUGCUGGAGCAGUUUUCCGGGGGGGGGCGUCGAAGCGGAAGCGGCCACGACUUUUCUCCUUCCGCCGGCGCGGGUGGCGAUGGGAGGGGGGAUGGCCGAAUGGGCGGGAUGUCCCGCGAAGAAGCCCAUGACCACCGCCACUACCACCACCGACGACAUCCGUACCAGCACCAACUGCAUCAGCACCACCAUUAUCACCACCGGCGAGGUGUCGGCCCAACGAAAACGAGCACGCACAAUCGUCCACGCGGGAAGGCCACGACGAGGCACUCGAGCUCCCUGCGGCGGCGCCGACGGCUAGAGGUAGAAGAAGACGAUGACGGCAACGACGAAGGAGAAGACGGCACAAGAGAGUACCCAGGUAGUGUCCUCGAGGGAGAGGCCGAGCCUGGGUUCGAAGCCUGGCCUGACAGUCGUGUCGUAGCCUUUGACGACGACAGACACGACGGCGAUGAAGAAGAGCAUGAUCACGAUCGGGGGCAGGAGCGGCUACAGGAGGAGCGAAGGCGGCACCUCGAGAGGCACCUCCCGUAUCAGCAGCAAGGUAUUUGCGUGACGGACACCGGCGCUGCUGCUGCUGAUGACGACGGCGGCGGUCCGUACGCCUACCGCAGUGACGGUGACCACGAACAGCGUUCCUGCGAGGGAAACAGACCUUCUCCAAUCGGUCGUAACGGCGGUAAAGAAACGGCGGAGCUGGAGGAGGAUGAGGCAAAGGAGGAGGAGGGGCAGGACCGGGAGGAUGAAGAGGGGCUAGAGGGCGGAGGAGGUUCGGGAGCAACGGCCACAGGGAAGGGCCAGCGGCAGCAGCGGCAGCGGCGGCACCAACAGCAGCAGCGGCGACAGGACGUGAGCAACAAUCAACCCGAGGCAGCCGGAGACAGCACCGAAGAAGAGGAGGUAUUCGAAGACGAGGUCAUGGACAUGCUGUCGUUCUUGGUCGCGGGGCCCCAUGGCGGGGGCGAAACGUCCAAUAAAACCUCGCAGCCAGAGGAGGAGGAGGACGAGGAGGACAACGAGGAGGAGGGCGAGGAGGACGAGCAGCAGCGGCGGCCACAGCAGCCGCUGCCGCAGCCAUGGCGGCAGUCGAGUCCCGUGGUGUACGGAUAG